Archocentrus centrarchus (flier cichlid) is the source of this 6200-nucleotide messenger RNA. RefSeq names its product beta-1,4-N-acetyl-galactosaminyl transferase 4a (gene b4galnt4a). Gene Ontology annotation, cellular component: Golgi cisterna membrane. Lineage: Eukaryota; Metazoa; Chordata; Actinopteri; Cichliformes; Cichlidae. The transcript is spliced from 20 exons. Gene Ontology annotation, molecular function: acetylgalactosaminyltransferase activity. The coding region runs from base 331 to 4128 and encodes 1265 amino acids. The record is from RefSeq and is a predicted model, not a curated record.
GCCACGGUUUUCGUAUUGGGGAGGGGAGGACAACGGGUUGCUUUCAUAAACGAUGACUGCCACAGAGGUGUUUGCACCCAGAUCUGAGGAUACAACGAGUUUGGCGCUGCUGGCACCCCGUGGAUGUAGGGGAACGAGACGCGCCUCGGGGCUGUAGUUAACACUCCCUGUUUACACGCAGGGAUGCAGUCGCUGUGACUGGGAGAGGGAGUCCUUCAGCAGAGCAGCGAACAGCCCGAAACACAACACAGCAGCGCCCGAACAGACAGCAGCCUUCCGGACUCGUUUCAACAAUCUACCGGGCGGCUACCGGAGGAUGUUUCAGCAAGGAUGCUGCGCUUCCCCGUGAAGAAGAUCCGGAAGCAGUUCAAGCUCCUGCUGCUGCUGGUACUGCUCACCUCGGCCGUGUGGUUCACCUACCUGCACAUCAACCAGGGCAAGACCAUCAAACUACACUUCAACUACGGAAAAGAUGGAGAGAGACAGACGGAGGGGACCGACGCCAGCCGAAAGAGGGACGCUCGCUCCUCAGCCGGACACCACAAGAGUGAGGACACCAGCGACAGCAGGGAGGACGAUGCAGCAGAUGACGAACCAAUGACAGCAGGGGCUGACGGCAGAGAUCACUCCCAUAUUCGGAAGUUCCUCAGCCAGCACACCAAGAAAUUACCUUGGAAACCAGAGCAUAAGGGCCAGGCUAACCUUCACGUGUUUGAGGAUUGGUGUGGUUCCUCUAUAGCCCAGCUGAGAAAGAACCUGCACUUCCCUCUCUAUCCUCAUGCCAGGACAACAGUGAAGAAACUGGCAGUGGCUCCAAAGUGGAAGAACUAUGGUCUGAGAAUAUUUGGCUACCUUCACCCGUACAGAGAUGGUGACUUCCAGUUCUCAGUAUCAUCUGAUGAUAACUCUGAGUUCUGGCUGAGCCCUGAUGAGAGUCCUCUUAAUGCCAGACUGCUGGUCUAUGUGGGACAGCUGGGGACAGAGUGGACCGCUCCAGGCGAGUUUAGCAAGUUCAGGUCCCAGUCAUCGAAGUCUGUGCAUUUGAUCUCAUCCAGACGGUACUACUUUGAGAUUCUCCACAAACAGGAUGACAAGGGUUCGGAUCAUGUGGAGGUUGGGUGGCGUCCGUUCCUGCCUGGUCUGAAAUAUGAAGUGAUAGACUCAGCCUACAUCUCCCUAUACACAGAUGAAUCCAGUCUGAAGAUGAACAGUGUGGAUCAUAUCCCUCAGACCUUGGCCAGUCACAUUCGUCUCCCAGAGGAGUCACAGCCUCAGGGUCUGGAGGGAGGCCGUACCAUGCUGCAUGGAGCUGAUAUGCUGAAACCGGAUCCCAGGGACACCUUCUACAGCACCCCUAUGAUUGACCCCUCUCGACUGGAAAACGUUCUUCCGGCCUGUCUUUACUCUCCAACCUAUGUAGUUAAAGAUUUUCCCAUUGCCAGAUACCAGGGCCUGCAGUUUGUCUAUCUGUCUUUCGUCUACCCUAAUGACUUCACGCGCCUCACACACAUGGAGCGAGAGAACAAGUGUUUCUACAGAGAGUCCCCUAUCUACUUGGAGAAGUUUGGUUUCUACAAAUAUAUGAAGAUGGAUGAGGAAGAAGAUGACAGGCCGUUCUUCUUCCCGAACCCAGAUGAUUUCUUAGAGGAGGAGGAGGUGGUAGAUGCAGAGGAUGAGGCAGAGAUUGUUGGCACACAGUCACCCAAAAAGCCCUCUUAUCCAAGCCAGACCAGCCAUACUUCAAACCCCUUCUAUCAGCAAUCAAAACCUGGGCCCACACCAGCUGACCAAGAGAAGGAGAAAGGGAAGGAAGAUCCCAGUGAUGAAGAAGAGGGGGGAGCAGUCAAUAGUAUCAUACAGCACAAAGAAAGGAGGCAUUUUCCUCGCAGAGAUAGACAGAUGGAUAGGGACAGAGACUGGGGGAGAGAUCAUACAAGGGAGAAUCUGAGAAAGGACAUGGGGAUGAGACUUGAAAAUAUAGAACCAAGGGUUCUUCAGCGUGAUACUGACAGCGUGGUCAGGGGUCGCUCUCUGUCCUGGGUCCACACUGGUUCUGCAGAGCUGGAACCUGCCAGGAAAGGCGGAGGAACAGGUGGUGGAGCAGACAAGGGAGUCGAUACACGGACUAAACUCAGCAAGUCUUCACUUCUUUUUCCCCAGAAGUCCUCCCUCUCUGCCCUUGCCAGCCGAGCCAGGCAGAUCCUCAGCAACUCUGCACAUAGCAACAACCUCCAUGAUAGGCUUCCUGGGAACAAAAAAGAGAAGAGGGAGGAGAACAAGAUCUAUAUCACUAGGCCCAAGCCUGUGAGGGAGAGAGAGAAAGAGAGGGAGCAGCGGCGAGAGAAGAGGGAGGAGAGGGCAUCUCGACACCCUAGAGAGGUUUUCCCUGGAGUCUUUUUAUACCAAACAGGAAAGACCACCAGAUUGGUCAACCUGGGUGCCCGGAGACAUGGUGGGAGAGGUGUAACAGGAAGUAGGAGCCUAAUUAGUGCCCCUCAGCUCUGGCUUAACCCCCCCAUAAAACAAGGUAAGGCUUCUCCUCAAAAUGGAAGCAUCAACACACACAAUGAAUAUGUGCAGAAGUCCGCUAAUAAGGCAGCAGGGGCAAAAGGGGAACCUCAAGAUUUAAAGAGUACUCUCAUGGCUGACCUACCCAGCAAAGAAGACCACCUAAUCCCACCAUCCUAUCACCAAGGUCCCCCUCGUCCUUCUGUUACCCCACCAAGAUUAAACUUUACAGAAAACACAAUCCAAGGUCAAUUGCGGGUUACUUCUUACCUCCGGACCUCAGAGAUUACAGAGUCCCAGCAGCAGCCAGACCCCAACCCUGCAGAUAUCGACCAAGAUACAAACCGCUCUAAUCCUGACCCCGACCCUGAGCCUGAGCCAGAGGAGGGUGAAAUGUCAGAUUACAGCUACGAAGAGGUAGAAGCUCGGCCAGGUUGGGCAGAGGAGAGCAUUAACUGGCAGAGGACAUUCUCAGUCAAUCCAAUGGACUUUGAGCUGCUGCGCUCUGACUGGAAUGACUUGCGCUGCAAUGUAUCUGGCAACCUGCAGCUGGCAGAGAGUGAGGUGGUGGACGUGCUAGCACAGUACAUGGAAAAACUCAAUGAGCGCAAUGGGGGGAUCUAUACCCUGCUGCGAAUCAUCAACGUUGAAAAGCGCCGUGACUCGGCAAGAGGGAACCGGUACCUUGUGGAGCUGGAGCUGAUGGAGAGAGGACGCAGUGUGGUACGCCUUUCAGAAUACAUUUAUUUGCUGCUACACCGUGGAAAGCAGGGAGAGGAAAGUUUAGAGAACACAGACUCUGCCCCAGCCUCAGCACCAGCUUCGGCCCUUUCCACUUCCACUCCCAGCCUCACCACCCCACCGCCUCCUCCUCCUACCAAGUCAUCUGCCCGCGCAGCAGCAACGCCCUGGAGCACUGCCUAUACUAAGCCUCUGCUCUGCCAGCCAGUCAUGUUGCAGUGGAGGAAAGAUGUCAUGAUACACUUUGUGGUCCCAGUGAAAAACCAGGCUCGUUGGGUACAGCAGUUCAUCUCUGACAUGGAAAAUCUUCAUCGUCAGACAAAAGAUGACAACUUCAGUAUCAUCAUUGUGGACUUUGAGAGUGAAGAUAUGGACGUGGAGCAGGCACUUCGAGAGAGCAGCGUUCCGAGAUAUGAGUAUCUUAGGAGAGAAGGGAACUUUGAACGCUCAGCAGGACUGCAGAUGGGAGUUGACACUAUUGAGGACAGUCACAGCAUCGUAUUCCUGUGUGACCUGCACAUCCAUUUCCCUCUCAACAUUUUGGAAAGCAUCAGGAAGCACUGCGUGGAGGGACGCCUUGCUUUUGCUCCCAUUGUUAUGCGACUCAGCUGUGGUAGUUCACCACAGGAGCCUGAUGGUUACUGGGAGGUAAAUGGCUUUGGCCUGUUUGGAAUCUAUAAGUCCGAUUUUGAUAAAAUCGGAGGGAUGAACACAGAAGAAUUCAAAGACCGCUGGGGUGGAGAGGAUUGGGAGCUGUUGGACAGGGUGCUGCAGAAUGGUUUGGAAGUAGAGAGACUACGCUUGAGGAACUUCUUUCAUUACUACCACUCCAAAAGAGGCAUGUGGAAUGCCCAAAACAAAAAAACUCCCAAGGGAUAGCGCACCCUGUUGGUCAUAGGAUCCUAAAACUACCUGCAGAUCCACUGUGUGUGUGAGAGAGAGACCCGUAGGAGCUCGCUCACUGCCUGAAUUCUGCCUUUUUGAAACAGGCUCCUUUCAGGGACACCUCGGCCCCUGCUGUGUAUUUGUCUGUAUGAGGAAACUGAAUCCAAAUUUGAAAUUUGGAGGUGUGCUCUUUAAACAGAUGGACCUGAGUCAUCAUUUUUUUUCCUCACUGACAGAACUACUGCACAGAGAGAAGAGUUAUUUUUAUUCUCCUUCUCUCUGUCCUUUUUGGUGCAAUGUUUUCAGACAGACUGGAAAGCAGCUCUGUGUGUGUGGGUGUGGGUGUGGGUGUCAGUGUGUGUGGGUGUGGGUGUGUGUGUGGGUGUGUCGCCAUGACCGGAAGCACCUUUUUUUCUAACAAGGAGAUGUGAAGACAACCUAAGAUCUUUUUUCUAACAUGCUCUCACAUGGGAGCCUAAUAGAAUGUGUGUCAACAUGUUCAUCAGACAGAUUCAGACGUGGGGUUGUAGCUCAAGUAGAGGAACACUUUGUUUGGUAAAGCAGUACAUCAACUUCUACCUGUUAAAUAUCAUUAACUAGAAUGACUGAGGUGCGGAAUUCCGCCUUAUAUUGGAUAUUAUGAACCACAGAAAGUUUUCCAAUCAGAAAAAGCCCUUUCUCAAACAGAAGCAUCACCUUUAUAUCACUUUCUGCCCCUCUUUCUCCUUCAUUACUUCCAUUAUCUUAUUCCUUUCUCUAUCCUUCGCCUUCUUGUGCUAAUUUGUGUGUUUGUAUCUGUUUGUAAUAUUGUUUUAUAAUGUCAAUUUUGAAAUGCUGCAUUCAUAUUAAUGCUAGCUGUUGGUUAUGACAUGAUUCAUUUUGUUUUAAGUUAUUUUAUUUUAUUUUUUAAAAAGGGAGUGUUAUUUAUCCAGACCAAGCACGUACUUACAUUUGGGCUGCUAUUUCUGUUCAAAAACGCUGAAUUUGUGAGCAUUUCAGACCUUUAAAUCUACUGAGAGUUUUCUUUGGAGAAGACAACAAAAUGCUGUCUGCCAUUUGAUUUAAUAUUGUCAUGCCAUUGUUUGGAGCAUUUCCUGAGCUGAGUGUUGCAUUUUAAAUAUCAGAUUUGAGGGAUUAAAACUUCAUUUCUCAUAUUAAAAUCCCACGGAGACAGGGAAUGCUUGGCUGUUGAAAACCACCGACACUCUUCUUUUAAGCUCGCAUUAAGCUCUAACAGAAGGAAGACCAGUUCAUGUGUCGGACACGAUGGCACAAGGCAUGGCUGUUUCACAAAUGUGUGCCUUUAUCAGGGUUUGGAUACAGGCAGUUUUUAAGCUACUUUAAUGACUGAAGAGGGCGGGGACAGACAGAAAUACAACAGUAUUUUUCAGCAGGCUGUAAUGUCAGUGUAAAUUCAGAUAUACUGUAAAAAGAGGAAAAUAAUGUUCUCUCAUAAGGGUUAUAGAAGUGUCACUGUGUUUAUUGUAUUAUCUCAAAAGAAACGACAGGUUGGGUGGAAUUUUUAGUGAUAUGAAGUGCUCACUGGUUAGAUAGACUUAGAAGGAGAAUCAUUAAGAAUGACUACAAGUAGGAACAGAGGUAUAAUAAAGAGUCACUGGCAGCUGCAGUCCAGCAGGACCCCACCUGCUUCCAUUAUGGCUGGAGGCCAGGCUCCUAAUGCCUUCUGUUUAUGCAACAUGGCACUUAUAUUGAGGAAUAGUGGCUGGAGGGCUCUAGGUUGGACAUGUAUAUGGAUGAACACUAAUGAUCUGUUAUUGACUGUAUGAUUGUCAAAAUGCCCUCUAAGACCCUUUUUGCCUUUACAGGAAAAAAAGGUCUACACUGUACAUCAUUUUACAUCACAUGGGACUAUUUAAAAUAAAGAAACACAUUAAUAUAAGAAUAUAUAUAUAUAUAUAGAUAUAUAUAUGAAACAUAAAAAAUGAAAAAAUAAGUAUACAUUCCAAGGUAAUUUCUGUGAAAUUGUUUUGUAGAGAAAAGGUUUUAAGAAUGUAUUGUACUUUUAUUUUCAUUUGUUGUUUUUUGCAAAUAAAAUUUUAUCCUUA